AUGUCAUUCACCACCGAGCGUUUUCUUAUCGAAGCGGUCGAACAAUGUCACCUCUUCAAAAUUAUGAAUUACAUCAAGCACGGUCAUAAUAUCUCGAUCCAAAACAGUCGCGGCCAGAAUUUGUUAAUUCACGUUCUUAAACAGCACAAUUCCCAAGACCAGUUUUUUGAAAAAAAACGUUUCCAAGUCUUUCAAUUUCUAAUUACAGCGUGCAAUCUCGAUCCUCACAUUAUCGAUCAUCAUGGUAAGAACGUUUUCAAUUGGGCAGCAAAUCUGAACUGUACGCAGGAAGCUUUAUUUUUACUCCGUACCUAUCCAGGUGACAUUAAUAUACUCAAUCGAGAUCAAUCCGGUUUAUGUUCGUUGCAUUAUGCCAUCGAACAUGGUAAUGAAAUUCUUGUUCAAGCAAUUGUGAAUUACCUUUUGCAAUAUCGUCUUCGGUUUGAUAUCAAAGAUAAUCAUAAUAACACGCCUGAAGAAUUAGCGAGAAAGCUAGGCUAUGAAGAUCUGGCGGAUUAUUUGGCUGAAACAUCUCGUUCGACUGUUUUUCUGUCGAGAGAAAUACAAGUUGCAUCGCAACGUCCAAUGACGAACAAAUCGAAAAGAACGAUGGCCAGAAAAAGUAGUAUAGCAUCAUCGUCAUCGUCUUCGUCAACAUCAUCAUCAUUGAAUUCAUCGGACAUUCAGAAUUUGAUUGAAGCAAAAAUCGAAUCAGCAAAGAAUUCCAACGAUUGGAAAACAGUGGCAGCUCUAAGGUCACCACGAAAGAAAUCCAUCGAGAAAAAUUCCAAUCAAUUAACAACUCCAAUUAUUCAAAUUAGUCAUCCACCUACAAGAUCAACAACCAUGCUUCCAAAAUUGUCUCCUAUUCAACUUCCAACAUCGUCCACAUCAGGUGGUGAGCCCGUUCACAUGUUAAAUCUCAUGCAGCCACAAAUCUGUCCAUCCUAUCGGCAAUCGUUUGUACCUGAAUAUCAUCAAACAAGUUCACCAGCCAGUCAUCACCCACCACCGAACGUCCAACGCAGGAUGUCGACAACAUCCACACAUCGUUUAGCAUCGCUGACCAAUCAUCGAAAACGGGGUUCGAACGCUAGUCAUGUCAAUGGCACAAUGUUACACAAUGGACAACCCCGUUCAUCUCUGCCACCGAUUACCAAACAACGCAAACAAUCGAUCGCUCCGGUACGCCUAGCCGACAGUGUCGGUAUGUCCAAGAUUCGUUCCAAACAAUUAAUCACUGCUCAGAAUUAG
Molecule: messenger RNA, 1254 nt
Organism: Adineta ricciae
Lineage: Eukaryota; Metazoa; Rotifera; Eurotatoria; Adinetida; Adinetidae
Source: the annotation of a GenBank genome assembly